Sinocyclocheilus anshuiensis is the source of this 405-nucleotide messenger RNA. Its product is annotated as ras-related protein Rap-2c-like. Gene Ontology annotation, molecular function: GTP binding; GTPase activity. The coding region runs from base 85 to 351 and encodes 88 amino acids. The record is from RefSeq and is a predicted model, not a curated record. Gene Ontology annotation, biological process: signal transduction. The transcript has 2 exons. Gene Ontology annotation, cellular component: membrane. Lineage: Eukaryota; Metazoa; Chordata; Actinopteri; Cypriniformes; Cyprinidae.
CGUUUCACUUGGAUGCAUGUCACAAUACGGAAGAAAAUAUCUGUCACCUCUUCCAUUUCAUUGCAACUUUAGGACAUCAGACCAAUGCGGGACCAGAUCGUUCGUGUGAAGCGCUUUGAGAAGGUGCCUCUGAUCUUGGUGGGGAAUAAGGUGGACCUGGAGUCCGAGCGGGAGGUGGCGGGCUCUGACGGACGAGCGCUCGCACAAGAGUGGGGCUGCCCCUUCAUAGAGACCUCGGCCAAGAGCAAGAGCAUGGUCGAUGAGCUGUUCGCUGAGAUUGUGAGGCAGAUGAACUACACCACUUUGCCCGAGAAGCAAGAGCAGUGCUGCACCGCAUGCGUUGUGCAGUGACCGUCCUGGCCUUACUUGCAGUCCAGGUAUGAGAGUGCAAGUCCGUGUGUAAAA